Messenger RNA from Neocloeon triangulifer, 4754 nucleotides. RefSeq names its product inosine-uridine preferring nucleoside hydrolase-like. The transcript has 7 exons. Gene Ontology annotation, molecular function: hydrolase activity, hydrolyzing N-glycosyl compounds. Bases 279 to 1283 code for a protein of 334 amino acids. NCBI's taxonomy places the organism in Eukaryota, Metazoa, Arthropoda, Insecta, Ephemeroptera, Baetidae. The record is from RefSeq and is a predicted model, not a curated record.
CCUCCUUAGCCUCCCACAUUCCAGCUGCAGCGCUAAACAAAAGCAUGCGUUUUAAAUUGCAAAUUUGAAUUUCAUGUUUUUCUGUCUAGCCAGGGUGAAUUUCUCGCCAUUGCUCCUCCUUAUUUAAAGUCCUGGCCUACAGAAGGCUUACAAAUUUAGUUUUUUAUCAGUUGGCAAACAGCACUUCUUUAUCUUUUUCAACCUCCUCCGUCUCAUAUUGCUUGGCUUCACCUCAUUACAACUACAGCAGACCAAAACAAACCAUAAAUUCAAAAGAGAUGAGUGAAAAUAAGAACAAAGCGUUGGUGUUGGUGCCGCCGUUGGUGGUUGUCGACACUGACCCGGGCACGGACGAUGCCCUGGCCCUGUACAUGCUCCUGGCUGCUGACAAGAGAAAAAUGAUCAAACUGGUUGCAGUGACUUGUGUCGACGGAAACACAAGUGUUCACCAUGGAACCAGAAAUGCACUCAGAGUCCUUCAAUCGGUCGACCGACUAGAUGUUCCAGUUUUCAAAGGCGCUGUCGAACCACUUAUCGUGGAACCAGUGCCCAAAGAUGAAAGUCGUGUGUCCCACGCUGGCUACCACGGAGAGGAUGGAUUUGGUGGUGCCAAGUUUGACAAAGAGCCAGACUUGGGACUGAUCCAAAAUAAAACUGCUGUUGCUGGGUUGACUGACUUGGCCAGACAAUACAAGGGGCGCCUCAGCCUAGUGUGUGUAGGACCACUGACAAAUGUUGCCCUUGCGAUCAAAAGUGACCCAGAAUUUGCAGGAAAUAUCAAAGACAUUUUUGUAAUGGGUGGAAAUAUGUCUGGUGUUGGCAAUGUUACCUCAUGUGCAGAGUUUAACUUUUUCCACGAUCCUGAAGCUGCACACAUUGUUCUGGCCAACGCUCAAAGUCACAUUACUCUUGUGCCAUGGGAGCCUACCAAGGCUCAAGGAAUGUCAUACGAAUGGAGGGAAAAAGUUUUUGGAAAGGCCAAUACAAAGCAGAUCGAGCUGCUCAACAAAAUCGAGCAGACUGUAAAUGAAAAGAGCAAGAAUCCCUCUUGGAUUCCGUGUGAUUCAUUCAUCACAGCUGCUUUCAUUGACCCGUCCAUUAUCACAAAGCUUGAAACAUACCAUCUCACUGUUGAGCUGCACGGCGUGCGCACUAGGGGUCAAGUGGUCAUUGAUCAUUUGCGCAAAUGUGAUGACAAUGUGAAACUAAUCAAAGAGGUAGAUCUGGAAAAGUUCAAGCAACUGAUGUACAUGGCCGUUGACCACCCCAACUGUGUUUUGUAAAAGAAAUCAACAGGCAAGUUUCGUCAAAUUAUUUUUAGGCUUCUCUGAAGGAAUAUUUUUUGGUAAAAAUUGAAACCAAAAAUAAAACUGCAUAUUUGUAUAAAAUUUAAAAAUAAAUAUUUGGUUUAUUUUGCUAAUUAUUAAUAAUAAUAUCAGAGUUGUCAGCAAUCCACUGCAAAUAGCAGGUGAGGCGCACAUAAACUUGAGGCGCUGCAUUUUCGCAGGCAAAAGGGUGACCGAAGCUGCUCACUCCUUGCACUUGCCAUUCCAAAGAGUCGUUUUCAAAAGCCAGAGCUCCUCCCGUGUCACCCUGAUUCAUUAAUUUAUUUUACUUAUUUAAAUAAAUGACAAUAAUUAACAUACACUGCAAAAUCCUUUUGUUCCCACGUCAGAGCUGACGCAGAUGUGGCACUCGGUCACAAGUUCUUCGUUAAAAGUUAUCUGGCAUUCUUGGAUGGGAACAACCAACAAAUCCACAUAUCGCAGGGAUUCGCUCAAAUAUGGAAUGGCUUUUUGAAAAAAAUAGUACAAAAUUUAAAAUAUUUAAUAAUUAAUUUACUAUCGUCAAUGGUUCCCCAUCCAGACAAUCUUCCGAUUUUUCCUUCAAGCGUGGAGUUUGCCUGUGACCAGGUCGGCAAGAGAAUUGGGACAAUAUCUGUGAAAUUAUUUUUAGGAUUUUCUUAAAAAAAAAAUCUUUGUGUAUAUACUUGGCUGUGAUACAGGAGCUGUGAGCCUUAAGAGCGCUAUAUCGUUUUUGCUUCCGACAAUGUCAAAAUUUUCAUGCACAAUUUUGUCAAACGUGACGUCAACAAAAAGCCCAGGCUCGUUUAAAUUUGUGCGCUCAUUAUUUCCCAGAUGAAUCUCAAAUCUGUUAGCGCUGAAAAUGAUUAAAUUUAAUUUAUAAAAGUUUUUUAAUUUCAAAAAAAAAUCCAAACUUGUGAAUGCAGUGAGCUGCGGUCAAAACAUAUUGAGGAGAAAUCAAAGAGCCGCCGCAAAAUCUUGUUUCAUCAAUAAAUACGCCCGCUUGAUAUGGAAACUGUCCUGAUAGUGCCACAGUUCCUCCAAUUAUUCUUUCAUUUAUGGAAAACGCCUAAAAAAAAUAUUAGUUUUCCCAAUUUUUGACGAAAAUUCUUACUUUUAUGUCAGCUGCCAGAAGAACACAAAGUGUCACCAAAAAUUUAAUGCAGACCAUCGUAAUCGCUCACUGACUUUGAAUAAUAUCAAAACACCGUCUUUCUUUAUAUAUGAAAAUGUGCCCUUCUUGUGGAAUGGGAAAACGCACACGGUUAUUCCGUAUCACUUUUUCUUAUCGUCUAAUUAACUUUACCUAUCAAUCUCUGCAUUUAUAUGAUUAUGUAACUACACCAUUUAAAACGCAAAAAGUCAAAUUAAAAUUGAUAUUCAAUUUAUUCUCUAAUAAUGACACCGCCGUUGACUUCGAGCCAGUCGAGGUGUCCACUGAGACGGGCGAAACCCUGAGGGCCAACUCCUUCACAGCCGUCGUCAGCGACAUAGUUAGCGAUUCCAAUCACAGUGUCUAGACCGUCGCUAUCGACAAUGACCAACGGGCCGCCAGCGUCGGACUAAAUUAUUGAAUCAUUUUUUUUUUUUAAUUAUUCAGAUUGGCCAAUUUAAUUGUUUUUUUAUACGUUGCAAGUGCCGGCCGUGCCAAAGCUGGUGUCGAUGCAAAUUUGACUUGCGUCGUAAAGGUUGCCGUAGUAGGCGAGGCAAAGGUCGUCGUAAAUGGUGGUCACGUCCACGUAGAGCAGGUCGGGGUUGAUGGCGUUUUCACCUUCGUAAGUCCAUCCCCAGCCAGCGGUGCGUGCGGGGAUGUCUUCGAAUUUCAAGCCGUUUUGCGACCAACCAGGCAAACGUGCAGUUUGAAUGGCUGUUUAAUUUUAUCUUUUUUUUUUAAAUAAUAUUUUUUUUUAAAUUUUUUUCUUACUGGAGGUGAGGUUGAUCCUCGAAUCGAACUCAAUGACGGCGAUGUCAUUGGCCAAAGUGAAAUCGUCGUAGGCCUGGUGAACCCUGACUUUGGUCGCGGUCACAACAAGGCGGCCGGGUUCAGCCGCGUUGUUGUAGUUCAGAGCACCGAGAAUGACUUCAUAAUAGACUCCUCUGAAUUUUUUAGUAUCAAAUAAGUAGGAUAAUCCUUUGGUACAUUUUUAUUUAUACCCAGUGGUGCAAUGGGCAGCGGUGAGGACAGUGUAAUCAGAAAUGAGGACUCCGCCGCAAAAUUCAACUCCAUUAUUUAAAACAGCGGCAAUAUAAGGGAACUGACCAGCGGUGGCGAGAGAUCCACCAAUAAUUUUUGACGAUUUUUUGUUAUAGGCUUUGCAAAUUAAAAUAAAAUUAGUAUUUGCUUCCAAUUUAAGUGAGAAUACCUUUUCUGAGCAGGGGACUGGAUUUAACCCUGAACGCCGGCCUCACUGCAGACCAGUCGACGGCCUGUUUGAAAAAUAAUUCCGUUUUUUUAUUUCACCUCGCGAAUUUCUUAAAAUGAAAUUUAUACCUCAGAGAGAGCCAGAAGAGCUAAAAUUGCUAUGGCACUUUUCCACAUCUUGAGAUUUAUUCAACAAUUGGACACUUUAAAUUUUUAACUCUCUUAUAUAACUAUAAUGCUCUUUUUAUCUUGUGGUGCAUCAGUCUGGCUGAUUAAAUCUUAUCAAUAGUGGUCAAGAGAAAAUUUGGCUUGAUUGGUUGUGAUAAAAAAAACCCGCAUCCAUUUCCAAGCAAACAAAAACCACUCCUGAAUGCCUCUUUUUGAUUAUUUAAUAUCAAGUUUUUAUCUUCGAUUGGACUCUCCAUGACACCAAUAGCAGCAAAAUCUUUUGCGCUUUUUAAAAUGAUUAAAAGUUUGGCUUUUGAAUUAUUUCUCUCAGAAGACUGCGUUAGAUAUUCAUUUUAAAUCAAUCAGCUUUGAGAGAAAACGAAAUAUUGCAGUAAAAUAGAGUUUUUAAGUUUUUAUUAUUUUCUUCUAUUUUUUUUUUUUUUUUGUGAAAACUUUUGGCUUGCUCCUGAACUCAAUUCACAUUGAAAAAGACAUAAUGUAAUCUUGUAAUGUGUAAAUCAAACAAGCAAUAUUAUCAGAAAAAAGCUCUUCAAUAUACAAAAUUGUUUUUUGUUUAAUUGUUUAUUGUUUCAAUAUAAACCAUUUUUAAUGACAAAGAUUUCAUGUAUUUUGGCAGCCGCCAUAAAGGUAAAAUUUUAAUAAAAUACGGAGAAAACUUGGAAACUUCUGUGCUUCAGUUGUUGAAAUGAAAUUGGCAAUUCGCCCAUAAAGUUACCCCUCCUGAGAUGCGCAACAACCAGUUUGAACUGCAAAACCGGCUGGCCGUUUGUUCGCAUUGCGUCGCUUUUCUACACCUGAAGCGGCGCUUUAAAACACAACACAGAAAGUAAAAAACUACGGCGAAAUGGCAACGGCAAACCUGACCGCUGUUCUUUAUAAGGCCAAUGAUUUGCGACUGG